AGGGGCCCGUGCCUUGUCAUUCCGCUGGCCCGUUCGAAGCUCAUUUCCCACAGCAUCCGCGAGAAGCUUCAUUGGAUGGCCCUUUGGCCGCUCCAGCAAGAUGACUCCGGAGAGCGGUGACACCGCCACGCCCGGCGAGAAGAAAGACGUAAAGAAGGUAGAGAAAUCAUACUUGGCAACCGCCGUCGAUUCCAUCAACCCUUGGACGUUUACCCGCAGCACUACACCGACUCCGAAAGACAACCCUCUCAAGCCCAAGACCACAGCAACGAGGAAUGCCGAAGACCACAGCACCAACACGCUCUACGGCCAGAGCCUCAGAAAGUACCCUACCGACUGCCCGCCUUUCGACGUUAUGUGGUUUCACGCGGUUGACGUGCCUAAACGGAAGCCCAACCUCUUGAAGACAAAAAAGAAGGAAGACGACGGAAGUAAACAACCCGCGCCCAAAAAAUUCAUCGCCUUCUCUAAAGACGACUCGCGAUCGAUCGAAGGCGCUUACCAAAAGCUUCUGGAGGAGCUCGAAGACGAGCGAGACAGGGGAUCCCUAAGUAGAGGGAUACGGUCUACGUCACAACGUAGGAGGGCAAGGUCGACAGAUGACAGUCCCGAUAUUAUCAUCAAUGACGAGAGUGACGGCUCCCGGGGUAGCCCACGAGUUCCGGUCAACGAAGAUUUCUUAUUUGACGUCGACAUAGAGGAGCGCGAAUUGGCGCCCGUGUAUUGGCUGGGUCCAGUUUACGAAAUUCGCCGUGGCACUUGGUUCUACCAAGAAGGGUCCACGUUGCGGCCCUGCGAGGAGAACUUGGCAGCUCAGCUCGAGGAGGGGUACCUGAAAAUCAAACCCUGGACGUACCCUGCGCCUAGGACGCACAGUAACUCGGGGUUGCAUGAUGUAACCCCCAAGGCGUCUUCAGAAAACCUCAAGGCCACGGCAAAAUCGCAGGCUGAUGGCUCGCUAAGGCCUCCGCCGUUGACGCCCGCGUUGCAGCAUCAGCCCCAGACUUACCGUCUCUUCGGAACCUAUAUGAAUAGUAUAGCGACGUAUCAGGAUUCGAACACGGCUUGGCUGUCUUCGGAGAGCGUCUUCUCCUGGGUUACGUCUACCGUGUACCAGAAAUUCGCGGGUGGCGGGUACAUGAAUGGCGUAAAACUCGUCCGAGGGUACUCAGAACCCGGAAAAGCAAAAGAUGGGAAGAGGCCAGUUACUCCCCCAACGGCCACGCUACCUCCCGAGAAAGAGGACGAGAAGCAGGAGAAAUCCCUUAAGCGACGAUCCGCCCCGGCCAGUGUGCGUUCUGAAAUCUCAGCGGAUAGAGACAGGGAAGAUGAAGAUUCCGCGAUGGACAUUGAACGGCCCGAGAAUCGCCUGAAACGACAGUUCUCUUCUUUCAUCGAGGCCUCGGAGGACCCAGAGAAGCAAGAGGAGCAGAUAAGGAAACGCGAGGAGCAAGAAAUCCAGGACGACUACACGGGCCAAGACGGAGAGACACAGGGGCGCGAGAUCGAGCAUCUUGUUCUGGUUACCCAUGGUAUCGGGCAACUCUUGGGACUCCGUAUGGAAAGCGUCAACUUCGUCCACGACGUUAAUAUGUUUCGAAAGACUGUCAAAGCAGUUUACGCCCACUCAGCCGAUUUAAAAAAUCUCAAUAAAGAAGGUGAAAACGGGCCAGGCAACUGCAAAAUUCAAGUUUUGCCCGUCUGUUGGAGGCAUCUGCUGGACUUUCCGAAACGGCGAGAGAAGAAAGGUGAGACAGAUUUGGGCGACGCCGCGGACGACGAAGACGAAUACCCCUCCUUGGAAGACAUUACGAUUGAAGGCGUCGCGUUCGCCCGCUCCCUUAUCUCGGACCUAGCCCUAGAUGUUCUGCUUUACCAGAGCGCCUACCGGGAGCAGAUUUCGGAGAUCGUGUUAAAGGAGUCAAACAGAAUUUACAAGCUAUUCAUCGAACGCAAUCCCGAUUUCAAGGGCAAAGUCCACAUUGUUGGUCAUUCGCUGGGGUCUGCGAUCAUGUUCGACAUCCUCUGUAGACAGAGAGAAAAGCUUCAACCGCCAGAGACCCCUCGCACGCCCCUUCGUUUUUUCACAGCCCCGGAACGAUUCGAGCCGCCGAAAGAAUCUAACGACCUUGGUUUCGACUUUGAGGUUGAAGAUCUAUACUGUCUUGGCUCGCCGAUCGGGCUCUUCCAGAUGCUUAAAGGACGUACGAUCGCCGCCCGGGGUACCCCUAACGCAGUCCCGUCCGAGAGUCCCCUCAAUCCAGAAUGUAUCGAAGACCCGUUUCUCCCUUCCUCGGUCGCGGCGGACCAGCGAAUUUCAGCAGUUACCGGCCUACCGACCUCGGUAUCGUCCCCCAAAGUCGCCCAGUUGUUCAACAUCUUUCACCCUUCCGAUCCAAUUUCGUACCGGCUUGAGCCCCUGAUCUCACCCGCAAUGUCGUCUCUCAAACCUCAGGUAUUGCCAUACACUAAAAAGGGAAUUUUCGGCGCGGUGGCGCCACAAGGCUUAUCCGGAAUAGGCGUCAAGGUCGGCCAGAGUGUUAGCGGGCUCUGGUCUAGUUUCAGCGCAGGAAUCGCCAGCAGUCUUCUCAAUCGUAGUCUGGGGCUAACCAACGAAGACGUCGCGAAUUUCAAUGCGGCAAACGCCUCAACGAACAAUAGCAACGCCUCGUCGCAAAGUCAGGCUCCAGCUUCAGGCGGAAGCAAUAUCACGACUUCUAACGACGUAACUCCCAACGCUAACGCACAGUCUGAGAAAACGGAUGCGCGACAGAAGGCGCUUGCCCGGCAGAACAGCUCCGGGACCUUGCGGGCUAAUCUCGGACACGAUGCGACGCUUAUUGACGACGAGCUCGAGACAUUAUACGCUCGCUUCCAGAAGAAGCGUGUCGAGGAACACAAGAACAGCGCUAGUCGCGCCGAAGAAGGUCGAGAGCUUGGAGAGGCGUGGGCCGCCGAGGAGCGCAAAGCGCAGAAGCUGCGCAGAGAAGAGAUGAAAGUGCGCUCCCUAAACCGGAAUGGGAGGGUCGACUAUAGCAUUCAGGAGGGCGCACUCGACUUCAACCCGAUCAAUACCAUCGCGUCACAUAUGAGCUACUGGCAGGACGAAGAUGUGAGCCACUUCAUCAUCUCGCAGCUCCUGGCGAAGAAGAAGGGAGACUCCGGCCGUCAGGGAGGUCAGCUUAAGGUUCGUAUCUAAGAAGCGACGCGGACGAGCGAGAAGCCCGCCCCUAACCUCACUCGACGAGUACGAAGCAACACUGCCUCGCGUCGUCACGCAUGCGGUUUAAGCAUACCGAAUCGCGCUUAAACGCCGCGCCCGGUCCCGAAUCCGGUCCUUUGCAGUCACCGUAGCGGUAGCCCUCACGAGCAC
Messenger RNA from Durotheca rogersii, 3373 nucleotides. Its product is annotated as DDHD domain-containing protein. The record is from RefSeq and is a predicted model, not a curated record. Gene Ontology annotation, molecular function: metal ion binding; glycerophospholipase activity. NCBI's taxonomy places the organism in Eukaryota, Fungi, Ascomycota, Sordariomycetes, Xylariales, Xylariaceae. The transcript is spliced from 5 exons. Bases 101 to 3199 code for a protein of 1032 amino acids. Gene Ontology annotation, cellular component: cytoplasm.